Rasamsonia emersonii CBS 393.64 is the source of this 372-nucleotide messenger RNA. RefSeq lists its product as uncharacterized. The transcript has a single exon. The annotation marks the transcript as partial. The record is from RefSeq and is a predicted model, not a curated record. Lineage: Eukaryota; Fungi; Ascomycota; Eurotiomycetes; Eurotiales; Trichocomaceae.
UUGCUUGCUAUUUCGCCUCCCGCGGAAGGUAUUUUGAAAGGGGCCAAAAACUGCAAAAGAAACUCCCAGAUGAGCAUUGGAGACAAAAAUCUUUCCUGGUGCGAGCUGGUUUUGAAGGAACCAGAACGAGAAGUAAGAAAAGGAAACCGUGGCAUCCCAAAAUACACUUCUGGAUUUGGUAUCUUGACGGAAUGGAGCCUGUAUUUGACAAUACAUGUUCAAGAAGAAAAGGUCGUCCCUGCUCAUGGAUUCCUCGUCUCCAUUUGUAACAUUCCACCAGGCUCUCUGAAUUCCUUUCCUCCAGACCAUCGAGUUUCACCAUGGAGACUAAGGCCGUUAUCGAUUUUCUGUCUUGAUUCGCAGCGCCGAGCU